Messenger RNA from Episyrphus balteatus (marmalade hoverfly), 5200 nucleotides. RefSeq lists its product as uncharacterized. The record is from RefSeq and is a predicted model, not a curated record. The coding region runs from base 662 to 4630 and encodes 1322 amino acids. The transcript has 6 exons. NCBI's taxonomy places the organism in Eukaryota, Metazoa, Arthropoda, Insecta, Diptera, Syrphidae.
CACCAAUUUAUAAACAGAACAUACAAAAAACUAUAGGUACUGAGUAUUAAAUUUGUAUAAAUUUACGACUUGAGUUCCACUUGAGAUGAACUAAUUUAUGGUUUGACCACUCUUCAAAAAAUUUUAUGACAUCCUUUAUACUUAAAGUGUCGUGUGUGUUUUUUUUUUGUGCAGACAUAAGUGCAUUUUAAAAAACAAAUCUCAUUUUUCAGCAUCACGCAAUUCAAAUGAAAAAUAUUUUCACACUUCUUUGUGUGACGGCGUGGAUAUCGGUUUGGGUACGGGUGAAGUGUGUGUUUCGUUUUAGUCACAGAAUUGAAAAUAGUAAAAAAGCUGCAUUGUUUUAAUUUUCCAAAUAUCGGCCGAAUUCAUUAAUGCAGUGAUGCUUUUGCAUCAAAAAAUAAAUCUGGUAAAGAUUUAUGUUGUGAUGCAAAGGCAGUGAUUUGUGAUUUCAACCAUUAUUUUCAUUUGUAGUCUUUAAAUUCAUAAAUAUUAUAGAGACCAAAAAAAAGUGUUUGUUCAAAAUUAAUUCGUUUAAUUAAAACAAUAAUAGUACAACAAUAAUGGAAUUCAAUUCAAUUUUGUUAAAAUUAUUAUUUUUUUGAGUAUUAGAAUUUACUUUGAUUUGUCAAUUUAUUACAGGACAUCUUUUUUGUACACAAUGAGGGACAAGUUGAACAUGGAAAUUUCGCCAAUCCGGCAAAUGAAAAAUCUUACAAUUGAAGCCAGGCAUACACUAAGUCUAGAACAAUCCAAAAAGAAACGACAACAAUUUGAAAAUAGUCUAUUUUUGCCAAACAACAAAAAACGCAAAGACGUUCUAAAAAAAUUCAACACAAAAACCAAAUCGUAUGCAAAAAAAACUGUGCCAAAAUUUGUUACCAAAUCAUUAAAUAAACUACCUGUACAAAAUCAAUCAACUACCAAACAAACUGAUUCUUUAUCAAAAACUUCUGAUAAAGCUGAUAAAAGCUCUUCAAUGAAGGACAAAAAUUCUGUGAAUUCAGAAAAAUGCAACAAAGAAAUUGUUGCAUUAGAAAAAAAAGAAAGAGUUGAAGAAAAAAUCAAAGAAAUUAAAGAAAAAAUCAUAGAAAACAAGAAAACUUCUUUAAAAAAAUCAACUGAUGACAAUCCAUUUCCCAGCUAUGUUUCAUUUCGAACUAAAGGAAAUACAAUCAAACUUGUGCAAAAUAAGUCUGAUAAAAAAACUAAUGAAUCAACUAGCUCUAGCGAACUUGAACAAUCAUCAGAAGAGUUAAAAUCUACGAGUCAGGAACUAGAUAAAUUCAAUGUUUCAUCAUUUUCUUCAGAAAAUUCCGAUGAAGUCCCUGAUGAGUCAUCAUCGAAACCAAGUGGAAGUAAAAGUGCUGCGGUUCUGACAAAUGAUCAAAAUCAAAUUUCAUUAGCAGACGAAAUAAUUGAUUUGACAGAAGUUUUAACAUCAUCAACACCAGAAUCCAUUACCGAAAAAGAAGAUGAUUUACGAUCUAUCGAAACAUCUACACCGUCCACAGUAGAAUUCGUUUUGGAAAAACCUCAAGCCUCAUCUGAACCGAAAAUAAUUUCAAACGCUUACUCAAAGUUGUUAGCUCGAUCAGCUUCAGUAAUAACCAUUCACAGUAGUUCUCCAAGCUUACCAUCAAAUUAUUCCAAUAGCAUGGAAUUUUUAAUGCAAUCUGCUGAAAACAGUCAAUGCGCUUCGGUAUCGUCUGAAUGUUUGGAAACACCAGCAGAGCCUCCAAAAAUAGUUUCCAACAUCGCUAACAAUGUGAAUAUAAAUACCCCAAAAGUUCAACAUCCAAUAGAGCCAAAGAGAGUCGAACUAUUGAGAGCAACAGCUCCGGAACCAUUUGGUUACGUUGUACGCAGUGAAAUUUUGCCUAACAAAUUUACACCAAGAAGGUCUCUUUUACUCCAAGAUUCUUAUAUUCAAAGUACUACUCCAUCGACAAAUGUUCGGUAUAAUAACAACGAACCACUUGAUAUGUCUAAGCAAGAAGAAGCCAGAAGAUCAGUUUCGAACACUCAGCAACAAUCUGUGUUGCAAACACCCACAAAGGUCAGUGAAAAUUUUGCAUUGAAUCGAGGAACUUCAACUCCCAUUGAAUCGAAGUCUUCUGAAACCCCAGAUAUGCCUAAUUUUAGCAGAUUUUUUGCUUCAUUUUCUCAGAAAAGUUCAACUAGUAACACAUCGGGGUCAGGAACUUCAUCAGCAACAACUAUGUUUAGAUGGACUGCUGAACAACAAACAACUUCAGGUUCAAUACCUCAAAUCCGUCAUCAUGACGAAUCUAAUGUUUCGAAUGGCCAAGAUGUCAGUCAAGCAUCAACAUCAUUUCACAGGCCAAGUCCUGAAAAAGGAAGGUCUCAUCUUGCAGGAUUACAUCGAAUGAACACUGAUACGAAAAAUUCAGUUACUAAAAAUGGUAACGAAGCCUCCUCCAAAGUAGAAUAUAAUUCACUUCAGAGUUCAAGUGCUUCUACAAAUCAAAGCUCUGAAAUUCAACAACAAUCUAAACUACAGAAUUUCGAAAGAAGAAUGAACACUCUACCAAGUACUAACAGAUAUUUUGAACCGUUUUACUUGCAAAGAUCACAAGUUAUUGGGGCAGAUGUUAAGUCACAAACUUUGUGGAAUAGGCAAGUUCCAACUCAACAAUCCAUGCAAGUGGCUAGCAAUGAUGCAAAUGUUAAUAAAUCAACUUCGUUCAAUAGGCAGUAUGUUCAACAGAAUUCACAGAUGCAAGUUCCAAUUGCACAACACAUGCAAGUUGCUCAAGAAAAACCACCGGUGCAAGUUGCAAGUCCACAAUCCAUGCCAGUUGCUGGCAAUGGUGCAGGUGUUCAGCCACAAACUUUGUGGAAUAGGCAGUAUAUUCAACAGAAUCCACCGGUGCAAGUUACAACUGAACAAUCCAUGCAAGUUGGUAGCAAUGAAUCCCAUCUAAGGAGCCUACACCGAACCGUGCAAGUUGCAAGUAAUGAUAUGUAUUUUAGGCAGCCAAUACAAUCCAUGCAAGAUGCAACCAAUGAAACAGUUCCAAGGGAACCACCACACUUUGGCUUGCAACUUGCAACGAUUCGACAGCAUCUAAGGAAACCAUCACAAUCUAUGCAAGUUGCAACAAAUGAACCACCAAAUUCCAUGCAACUUGCUACAUUUGGGCAGCAUUUUAGGGAACCAUCGCAAUCGCAAGUUGCAACUAUUAGACAGCAUGUUAGAGAACCACCAAACAUGCAAGUUGAAACUUUUGGACAUCAUUUCGGAAAACCGUCCAUGCAAGUUACAAAUAAUGAAACCAAUAUAAGGUCACCACAGCCAAUGCGACCUUCAAUCAUUAAUCAACAACCAAGAGAACCAAUUCAAGUUGCAACAAAUGAAGCACAUCAAAGUAGACAGCAACUAACACCACCAAGAAGUUUUCAAGAAGAAGCACCACAAAUUGAUGCCCCGAGAGCUUGUGGAAUAGGUUGUCCACAUCAUAAUUUACAUGCUUGUGUCGAUCCAACUAAAUGUUGUUUAACUAAACUUACAAUCAACCACGCCAAUGCUCUCAAUAAUACUCCUCCACCUCCUCCAGAAAUAGAACCAACACCAAAACGUCGUAGGCGAAAUAGAAAAAGUAAAACAAAUGUAUCCACAUCAACAGCAACAUCAGAAAGUCCUAAACCAGAUUCUCGUCCAAUGACACCAAAUAUCAACAACAAUCAAUCUUUUCGUAGGCCCAAUCAUUCGCCUCAACCUAAUGUGUUUAUAAGUCCUUCUAAUUCAAGAAAUCAACAUCGAUUUGCUCCCUAUCCAACAAUUCAGCAACAGAAUAUGUUUCCAAAUAAUAAUCCAUAUAAUGGUCAAUCAGAAUAUUAUGGUUAUUCACAAAAUAAUGAAUCUUCUAAUAUUUAUGGAAAUCAUCAACAUCAUCAAUCUUCUCAUCAAUAUCACCAAAACCAUCAACAUCCAUUUGGUUAUCAAGGAACAGGAAAUGGACAAGUUUUUCAAGAUUCUAGAAACUACCAAUGUCCUAACUCAAUUAACAAUAACCUUUCGAGAUAUAAUUUGAAUAAUCAAAAUCCUUACUUGAGUCAGUAUAAUUCGUUAAUAGCUGAGCCAUCACGAAAUCAUCAUCAUCAAUCAUCAAAUGAACAACAACAACAACAUCGUGGUGUUGAAACUAAUCAAUGGAUAAAUGCUAGAUAUCAAAACUAUUUGAAAACCGGCGGCGGUGGUGAUAGAAAUGAAACGGUUUCUAAUCAGCCAAGACCUCAAGAGGCAAAUGUGGGAACAAGUGGAACAGGUGCAGUUAAUACGGACGCCUGGAUGAGAGCAAGAGCUGAACAAGCAACUAGACCUGCUCCACCUCCAUAUGCAUAUAAUGAAAGGAGUAUUGAUUUAGUGCUAUGUAAUCUUAAAGAGUUUAUGUUGAAGGGCAAUCAGCAGCCUUCAGAACCGAUACCUAGACAAAAUUCUCAGCCUUAUCAACCAUGGCAACAAAUGACAAAUAAUGUCCAACAACAACCAACAAUUGGAAAUAAUCCAAUGCAACAUCCAACAAAUUCGGGUAUGGGUUGGGGACAAUAUAAUCAUCAAAGGGAAAUGGAGGGAAAUACAGGUAAGAGUCUAAAGUUUUUAUAGUUAGAUUAAACUUGGUUAAUGUUUGAUUUCAAAACAGGUUAUCAAAGGAACAAUGUUAACCUACAACAGCACUCUACGAGGAUGGAAAACAACCUAGUAAACCAACAACAACGUUUACAACAACAUAUUUAUACACAUCAAAUUAAUGCUGCAGACUCUACAACUGGUGGAAACUCAAAUUCAUUAGAAUUCAAUCCAUUAAGAUCAUUUCGAUCAAAUCAGCAUUUUAAUAAUGAACAAUCAAAUCCUUUUCCGCCACUACCAGAACACUAUAAUAAUUUGUAUUAAUUUAAUCUUAAGUAUAACAUACAUAUUUUUGUAUGAUAUAAUUAAUUAUUAUUUUUAUUAUUUUUUAUAUAGGUAUUAUUUCUCAUUACAUAUUUUUAUAGUAGGUAUAUAAUUUUUUUAACAAACAAUAUUAUGAAACAACCUCUCAUAUUACUUUUUUCGGCAAAAUUCCAGUAAUUCCUGGUGUUUUGGCUUCCUAUUAGAUUUUUACUGACUUUACUGCAUUGUCUCAAUAAAAGACAAUUUUUAAAACAAAUCUUAAUAGUGUUUGAAAGUUUUGAA